GACCGUAUCUGGUAAUUAAUUCCUUGCAUCAUGCACCGCUUCGUUCUUAUAAUCUUGGCCCUCGCAGCCUCGACGGCUUACGGCGGCAGUAUCGGAGGCCGCAUCGUGGGCGGAUCAAACGCGGUGGACGGUGCCUAUCCCUACCAAGUAUCUCUGAGGAAUGUUAGAACCGGACAACACUUCUGCGGCGGUUCAAUCAUCAACCGAAAAUGGAUCUUGACCGCCGCUCACUGCGUCACGACCUACCAGUACCUCCCAGUGCUGAUGUCAGCUGUGGUUGGAACGAACACCCUUGACCAGGGCGGCCUCUCGUACCUAGCCAGAAGCGUGAUCGUCCACCCGGAAUACAAUGCGCUCCUGAUCCGCAACGACAUCGCGCUGGUCGAACUAGGUCUCAGUCUCAUCUACACGUCGAAAAUUCGUCCGAUUUUACUGCCCACGGAGGACUUCACCAAGGCCAACUACCCCGCGGUACUGACCGGAUGGGGAACCGACGGAUACCCUGGGACCGUUCCCAACGAACUUCAGCAGAUCGUUCUGAACGUUAUCGACCAGCGUUGGUGUUUGUCCAGAAGCUUCAGAACCACGGAUGCGAAUAUCUGCACGCUCACCGACGUUGGAGAAGGAGCUUGCCACGGUGACUCUGGUGGUCCCCUGGUCGCUGAUGGUGUACAAAUCGGAGUUGUCUCAUGGGGAACACCCUGCGCCCUCGGUGAACCUGACGUCUUUACUCGCGUCUGGAGUUUCAUUGAUUGGAUCACUGAAAAUAUCAGCGAAUAAGAACUGCCACGCUUGUUUUUGUUUUUAAAAAACCAGGCCAAAACAAAUCCUCUGGCUUCUAAUAAACAAUUUCAAAAACA
This is a messenger RNA of Neodiprion fabricii, 860 nucleotides long. Its product is annotated as chymotrypsin-2-like. Gene Ontology annotation, biological process: proteolysis. Bases 31 to 780 code for a protein of 249 amino acids. NCBI's taxonomy places the organism in Eukaryota, Metazoa, Arthropoda, Insecta, Hymenoptera, Diprionidae. Gene Ontology annotation, molecular function: serine-type endopeptidase activity. The transcript has 5 exons. The record is from RefSeq and is a predicted model, not a curated record.